This is a messenger RNA of Vicia faba (fava bean), 2184 nucleotides long. Lineage: Eukaryota; Viridiplantae; Streptophyta; Magnoliopsida; Fabales; Fabaceae. The record is from the annotation of a GenBank genome assembly.
AUGUCUCGAUUCAUCUCGAGAUGCAAAAAAAUGAAGGAAAUGACGCAAUUUCCUGGGACCCACAUGGUUGUUGAAUCGGGUAACUGUCGAACCGGUUUCGGUUUAACAAGCCGGUUCAACCGGGUUCAUCCAAUUUCAACUCACUUGAAUCACAUCAUUGUCGCCGGAGUUGGUAAACAUCGCCGCCGGGAGGAUUUAAUCGGAGUUCAGGAACGGUACAAGUGGGACCGUGGCGGGUCAGAUGAUAAUGCUCAUAGCCCGAUCAGGAAGAUUCGGGCUGAGGCUAAUUGUCCUCGGUGUUCUAAAGAUAUGAACUUGUUCUUUUCCAAUCGCCAUUUUCCAUCCACUAGUGAUUCUGAUUGUGGUGGUGGUAAUGGUGGCGGUGGUGGUUCGAAUUCGGGUGGUGGUGGAGAGAGUGGUUACCAAGCAGUGAAUCUAUGUCCAAACUGUAAAACAGCAUAUUAUUUUCGUCCUUACAACACAUCACCAUUACAAGGUACAUUUGUGGAGAUUGGUAGAGUAACUAAUAGUAAUAAUAAUGGUGCUAGUGCUAGUAAAUCUCAAUUAUCUAGGAGGGUAAGAAACGGUGGUGGAAAAGAUGGUGGUAGUAAUAGUAAUAGUAUUAAGAAUGGUUUUGGAGGUGAUGAAUUUGGUCUUAAAGGUAGUGCUAGUAAUUGGCUUGAAAUUUCAUUAUGGGAUACUUUGAAAUCUUACAAUGGUGGUGGUAGAAAUGGUGAUGGUAAUAAUGGGGAGCCGCCGGAGACAUGGCCUCCACCGGCGGGUGGUGGGAAUGGGAAUGGUUUGGCUGUGCAUACUCCUCCGGGUCCUCCUUUUGCACCGGGGGUUAAUGUUGUUCGGGCUUCGGGGCCACGGGAAGGUGGCCAUGGAGAGAAGGCCUCAUGGGGAGGGUCUAAUUUGGGGAAGGACUUGCCUACACCAAAGGAGAUUUGUAAGGGUCUUGAUAAGUUUGUUAUUGGACAAGGUAGAGCCAAGAAGGUGCUUUCUGUAGCGGUUUAUAACCACUAUAAAAGAAUAUACCAUGCAACUCUGCCGAAAGGGUUGGGUGCAGCAGACUCAGGAAUUUCAGACGUAUUUGAUGAUGACGAAAAUGUCGAGCUAGAAAAGAGUAACGUUCUUUUGAUGGGUCCAACAGGAUCAGGGAAGACAUUACUUGCAAAAACACUAGCCCGAUUUGUGAAUGUUCCGUUUGUCAUUGCCGAUGCAACAACUUUAACACAGGCUGGUUAUGUUGGAGAAGAUGUUGAAUCAAUACUACAUAAACUACUUGCGGCAGCAGAUUACAAUGUUGCAGCAGCUCAACAAGGAAUAAUUUACAUUGAUGAAGUUGACAAGAUAACAAAGAAGGCCGAGAGCUUAAAUAUCAGCCGAGAUGUUUCCGGCGAGGGUGUUCAGCAGGCAUUAUUAAAAAUGCUAGAAGGAACUAUGGUAAAUGUUCCGGAGAAAGGAGCCCGGAAACAUCCACGAGGCGAUAACAUUCAGAUGGACACAAAGAAUAUUCUUUUUAUAUGUGGUGGAGCAUUUAUUGAUCUCGAAAAAACGAUCUCAGAGAGACGGCAAGAUUCUUCAAUUGGUUUUGGAGCACCGGUUCGUGCCAACAUGAGAACCGGCAGAAUAAUAGAUUCUUCAGUAGCAUCAUCUUUACUUGCAACGGUGGAGAGUUCUGAUCUAAUUGCAUAUGGACUCAUACCAGAGUUUAUAGGACGAUUCCCCAUCUUAGUUAGCUUGUCAGCCUUAACCGAAGAGCAACUUAUGCAGAUCCUCGUAGAACCAAAACACGCUCUUGGUAAACAGUACAAGAAAUUAGUUAGCAUGAAUAAUGUAAAGCUACACUUCACAGAAAAAGCUCUGAAGCUAAUAGCAAAGAAAGCAAUGUCAAAAAAUACCGGUGCAAGGGGUUUAAGAGCCUUAAUAGAAAACAUUUUAACCGAUGCCAUGUUUGAGAUUCCGGAUAUUAAGACAGGAAGCGAGCGUGUUGACGCUGUAGUUGUUGAUGAAGAAUCAGUAGGAUCACUAACGGCUCCGGGAUGUGGCGGGAAAAUUCUCCGCGGAGAUGGUGCUUUGGAGAAGUACCUAGCUAAGACAAAGGAUUCAGAGGCGAAUGAGGAAGAAUCGGAGUUUCAAGAGAGAGAUUCAGAUAUUUCAUCGAGAGCGAUGAGCUUGUAA